UUGUUUUGUGAUCGAUACGUUAUAAAUUUGUUCUUAUAUAUUCCAAAAUAUAUAACUGUAACAAGUUCUAUUUAUUUUUUUCCUUCUGUUUUAGUGACAUGUUUAUUUUUACAUAUCGUACCUUCUCGACGUCAUUGUCUGUUAGAAAUGCCUAAGCCGGAUAACAGAGACUUUGAUGAGAGAUAUGCAGCUUGCUUUGUGGAUUUUGGCCUUAAAAUAGCGACUGGUCUUCUUAUUGGCAGUAUGUUGGGAGGGUUUUUUCUACGCGGUUACAGGAGAUGGCCUAUGUUCAUAGGUGGUGGACUAGGAUUUGGAAUGGCGUAUAGUAAUUGUGAAAACAGCCUAAACAACUAUUUGCUAGCUAUGGAUCCUAAGAGUUGUGUCAUAAAAAAGCAACCGUGACUCAGUGGACGCGCUUAUCAAAUUCUCGUUCAAAAAAAAAUUGUACGAAAUUUU
Messenger RNA from Vanessa atalanta (red admiral), 456 nucleotides. RefSeq names its product MICOS complex subunit Mic10-like. The record is from RefSeq and is a predicted model, not a curated record. The transcript is spliced from 3 exons. The coding region runs from base 148 to 402 and encodes 84 amino acids. NCBI's taxonomy places the organism in Eukaryota, Metazoa, Arthropoda, Insecta, Lepidoptera, Nymphalidae. Gene Ontology annotation, cellular component: mitochondrion; MICOS complex; mitochondrial inner membrane.